GUCAGCUGUAUGUGGAAGAGCAAUAUAUCUUACCACAACUGUACAGAGGACAGAGGGGGUGGCUAUUAAUGUCUGUAUGGGAAUCCUAGUUUUGGAUGUGCGCCUUGUUAGAGUAGGGUAGGUCACUGUUGGGCCCACCAUUCCUUACCAAGGACCACCGCACCAUGAGGGUCCACAGAACUGGGCUUGAUCUGGACACCACCGAUUAUAGCAUAAACAUGGACCCUUCCUACACCAUGCUGGAGUUUGACAGCCUGAGAGCACUUCCUGAAGAGGCAGAGUCCCUGGUGCCAGUGGCAGCUUCCUCACCGCCCCCGAGCAAUGGCAACCUGUGCUCUAUAUGUGCGGACAGGGCCACGGGGAAGCACUACGGAGCUGCCAGCUGUGACGGCUGCAAGGGCUUCUUCCGCCGGAGCGUGAGGAAGAACCAUGCCUACCAGUGCAGGUUCAGCAGACAGUGCGUGGUGGACAAGGACAAGAGGAACCAUUGCCGCUACUGCCGGCUCAGGAAGUGCUUCAGAGCGGGCAUGAGAAAAGAAGCUGUCCAGAAUGAGCGGGACCGGAUUAGCUGCCGCAGAGACGGACAGGGGGCAGGGACGCUGUCCAUCAGCAUGCUGCUGCAAGCAGAAGCAAGUACACAUCAGCUCCAGUCCUCAGCUCUUGGCAUCCCCUGUGACACAGGCAUGAAGAAGGUCGCCCGCGUAGGGGACGUGUGUGAAUCCAUGAAGCAGCAGCUCCUCUUGCUGGUGGAGUGGGCAAAGCGCAUCCCCGGAUUCUGUGAGCUGCCGGUGGAUGACAGGGUGGCCUUGCUGAGGGCCCAUUCUGCUGAGCAUCUCAUCCUUGGCGCGGCUCGACGCUCCCUUCCCUACAAUGACAUCAUCCUUCUGGGAAAUGACUUCAUCAUAUCGGUGAAUGGGUCAGAGAUGGAGGUGUCCAAAGUGGCGGUCCGUAUUCUGGAGGAGCUCGUCAGGCCACUCCGAGAGCUGGAUGUCACUGACGUGGAGUUUGCCUGCCUGAAAGCCAUCAUCUUCUUCGCCCCAGACUGCCCAGGUCUGCAGAACCCUCAGGCGGUGCGGCAGAUCCGGUUCCAGGCCCAGGUGCUGCUGGACGAGGCCAGCUACGAGCAGCGCGGGCGCUUCGGGGAACUGCUUCUCAUGCUGCCGCCGCUGCAGAGUGUCGCCUGGCAGAUGGUGGAGCAGCUGCAGCUGGCGCGCCUGCUCGGGGAGGCCAGCGUGGACAGCCUGCUGCAGGAGAUGCUGCUGGGAGAGGGGGCAGACGGGGCCAGGGCGGGUACUGGAACUGGAGCUGAGGCUGCGACUGGGGCCGUGGCCAAAGGGCCAGAGACAGGAAGUCACACUGAAGUCUUCUCAUUCAUGUCCCCUGGAGACCCUGCCAUGGCCUGUGGUCCCCUAGGUGCCCAGGGGGUGUUGCCAAACCAAUUUAUCUCUGUAAUCCUUCCAGUACCAAAUUCUCUGCCAGGGCUUGCACUGGUGCCCACGCAGACUGGCACUGAGGUGUACAGACCAGGAGAAGAAGCAGGCAUGGCCCAGGAGAUGCCAAACAGCAUGUCCCUGCCACAUAUGCACACAUGUUUCUGAGAAAACCAUCACACACACACACACACACACACUCACACACACACACACACACACACACACACACACACACUCACACACGUGCACACAUACACAAAGACAUACACAGCUGCAUAAUGCACAUAUAUGGUCAUAUUGAACCAGAGGACUGAUAACAAAUAAUGAAGUUAUCAGCCACACAAGCAAGAGUGAGUACUGUGCAACAAGGCAAAUUAAAUGAAUCAUUAAUAGUGAUGUCAACUACACUCUAGAUAAACAUUUAUCUACAUUAAUAGAAUAUGGCCUUAAAAAGAAUAUCUUAUCAUACUACAUGACAUUACGACAGUAUUUAUGAGUGGUGAUGUGGCAGAGAUACUGUGCUCUGACAUAUUUUCUAAGGCCAUUAUGAUAUAAGCUAAUAUUUGAAUAUUAGCUUAUGAAAAAGUGAAUGAAAGUCAUGGAAAAAUAUCUACCGGUACUUUCUGUCAAUUAUUUUGUUACUUAACAUGAAUAGAUUUUUGUGCUGUUGUUCCAUUAUUGUACUGUCAUUGUUGUUUACCAAAUUAAAAGUAUACAUCCAA
This is a messenger RNA of Clupea harengus (Atlantic herring), 2155 nucleotides long. RefSeq names its product hepatic nuclear factor 4, beta (gene hnf4b). Gene Ontology annotation, biological process: regulation of DNA-templated transcription. Gene Ontology annotation, molecular function: DNA-binding transcription factor activity; zinc ion binding; RNA polymerase II cis-regulatory region sequence-specific DNA binding. NCBI's taxonomy places the organism in Eukaryota, Metazoa, Chordata, Actinopteri, Clupeiformes, Clupeidae. The record is from RefSeq and is a predicted model, not a curated record. The transcript is spliced from 11 exons. The coding region runs from base 165 to 1598 and encodes 477 amino acids.